AUGGCGAAAGAUCGCAAGAUGGAAGGCCUGGACAAGGCCACUGCUAUCCCACGGCUAGCUGAGCUCCUACGACAUCCGGAAGAUUUGGACAAACUACCCGCAUUGAAGCUCGAAUACCAGCACAAGAAGGUCGCAGUAGACGCACAGCUUCGCGAAGGUCUACGAGAACAACUCGAGAAGGUGCAACGAAGUCUAUCCGUGUUGACGGAAGGUCAGAGACAGGUUUUCAAAACUCGCGACGAGCUUCAGGGUAUCGAUAAACUAUGUGCAGAGUCGCAGGAGACGGUGGAGGAUUUCUCGCAGAUCGAUAAAUUGGCAAGGGUGCAACGGAAUUUUGAGGCUGUGGUUAUGAUGAAGAAGGGAUUGGAGAACUUCGAUGCAAAUUUAGCGAAAGCUGAGGCUCUACUUCGGGAUGAUGACGAUGAUCUGGAGAAUCAGCCUAAUUUAUUGAAAGCGCAUAUAUUGAUUUCGCAGUUACGGGAUUUUCGUGAUGAAGCGUUGGAUCAGAUUCGAAGAGCUAAGGAUUCGAGUAGUGAGACUACGUUACUGGAUUAUUUUCAAGGUUUGGAUGCGGUGAUUGAGUGGUUUGAUGAUCACGUUGGAACUGCCUGCAUGAAUCUGAUUCCGCUUCUACAGUCUGAUAAUAAUGGCAUGGUAGUGAGGCUGGCUCUCGUGAUUGCAAAAGAAGAAAAAAACGACGAGCACGUCCAAGCAUUGCAGGAGGCUCAAAGAGACCACGAAGAACUAGCAAACAGGUUCAAGUCUAUGAAUAUCGGACCGAAGACGGUCAGAGGCUACAAGGAGAAAUUCCUGCAGGCUAUUGAGUUUUAUGCUCAGAACCAGUUUGAUGCUGCCAAGGAGGAUUUCCUAGGAGAUCCAGACAGUCUUGAGAAGAGUCUGAAGUGGUUCUUCAAUGACCUCUUCACCGUUCAGCAAGGCAUGCAACAGCUUAUGCCAAAGAGGUGGAAGAUAUACGCUACUUAUACGAAGACAUAUCACCGGAUGAUGCACGAUUUUCUUAUCGGUCUCGUCGAUGAUCCUGAAUUACCACCAGACAAUUUAUUAGCAAUCCUUCACUGGACGCCGAAAUAUUACAAGAAGAUGUCCAAACUAAGCUGGAAGCCGGCAGACCUGGUACCGAAUGUUUUGGAUGAUCGUGAACCAGAACUCGUUCGCCAGUGGCAGAGUGUUAUUCUCAAUGCCGUGGACGAGUGGAUGGAUCGUAUAUUUGCUGCGGAUAAGAAAGCGCUUCUGGAACGCUCGUCGGAUGCCCUGGAGACGAAUUCAGAUGGAUACUUCCGUACGAAGAUGUUGGGAGAUAUGUGGCGAAUGCUCAAUGAGCAGAUUGGGGCUGCGUCUGCGUCUGAUCGUGCUGAUGUUAUUGAAGGCAUUAUUGAUUCGAUGUUCCGAGCUCUAAAGGCCCGACAGACAGCGUGGCAGACGGUUCUUGACGAAGAAUGUGCCAAAUAUAAUAAUACUAACCCCGAUCAGGCCGAAGGAUUGCAACCUCUGCAAGACUGGCUGGUCGCCGUGGCAAACGAUCAGAUUGCCUGCAUCGAUGACAACGAAGAUACCGGUCAGGUAGGCUAUUUGACUCGCUUCAAACGGGAUAUCGAGUCACUUGUCACACCGCAAUACAUGGAUGAGAGAGCUUCAGUCGAACUGGACUCUCUUCGAAAUGGAUACGUGGAUCUUAGUACCCACUGUCUAAGUCAGUUUGUUAACCUCAUCUUUGUCGUUGACUUCCGUACCACACUCCCCGAUUUCUUCACGGCCAAGUGGUACGGCGAGUUUGCUAUCAAGCGCAUGACCUCGACUUUUGAGGACUACAUGUCAGACUACGGCUCGGUCUUACACCCAUCACUCAGCGAAAUCUUCAUCGAGGAGUUAUCAGAUGAGCUGCUCGUGCGAUACCUAUCAGCCGUUCGCAACCGCGGUGUCAAAUUCCGUCGCCAAGACCCCUUCACUGAGAAAUUCAAAGACGACAUCCUCACCGUCUUUGCAUUUUUCCAAAACUUCCCGGACUCCUUCCAAAGCAAUAUCAAGAAUAAAUGGCGUCUUGUCGACUGGCUUGUUCGAUUACUCGAAGCCGAAAAGGGCGCUGGUAUUGUGAAUGUCUACGAAGCACUCAAAACCGAGUACUGGGAUUUGCAGAUGUCCUGGGUUGAGGCCGUGCUGCGCUCUCGUGACGAUUUCGAGCGGUCGAUGAUUAGUGCCGUUAAAGCCAAGGCUGCUGAGCUGAAUGUUGAGAGGGGUUUGGAGACUAUUAUGAGUAAGGUGAAGUAAUAGUUCUCCUUUGUCAUGACCUUUUCUACGACCGGGUAGUACCGUAGCAGUACUCCUAUAUCCUGGGAUAGUUUAAUUGCGGGAACUUGUUUGGCAUCGUGGAAAUUUCAGGGGGCGUUGGGGCGUGUGAGCGCAUGCAUGUCUUUGUAGUUUAAUGUAUAUAAGCAUAAUGUUAAGUGUGGCGCUAAAUGCUUUGUGUGACUCUCAGUGUGACACGGCUUUUGUUCUUAUGGUCAGCCUCACAAAGCCCUAAUUCGAGUCCCGAGGCGUCGGGUUACAUUCAGAUUUCUUAGGGCAACAAGCCGCAGUGUUAGAAGUUGGAUAUUAUUAAGUUAGUACUAUCACGGUCUAUUUUAUUUUGUUUCAU
Messenger RNA from Talaromyces stipitatus ATCC 10500, 2653 nucleotides. Its product is annotated as Exocyst complex component Sec6, putative. Bases 1 to 2286 code for a protein of 761 amino acids. The transcript has a single exon. The record is from RefSeq and is a predicted model, not a curated record. Gene Ontology annotation, molecular function: SNARE binding. Gene Ontology annotation, biological process: exocytosis; exocyst localization. Gene Ontology annotation, cellular component: exocyst. NCBI's taxonomy places the organism in Eukaryota, Fungi, Ascomycota, Eurotiomycetes, Eurotiales, Trichocomaceae.